UCAAUUAUUGAAUCACUAAUCACAUGUGAGUCUCGCUUUACUAUUACCACUGUCAACCAUUCACAUACCACUCUUUGCUAUCAAUUUGCAUAGAUCUUCAUUUCCUUCAAACUUUUGCUAAUACAACAUGGCUGCAAUAGGAACUGCUUUCCUCUCUGCAAUUGUUCAAACCUUAGUUGACAAACUUGCUUCCAAAGAGUUUCUUGAUUACGUCACAAACACCAAACUCGAUGCCUCACUCAUGAAAAAAUUAAGAGUAACACUACUCAUUCUUCAACCUGUGCUAGAGGUUGCAGAGGAGAAGCAGAUCAACACUCCUUCUGUCAAAGAAUGGCUUGAGAGCUUGAAAGAUGCUGUCUACGGUGCUGAAGAUUUGCUCAACCAAAUAACCUAUGAUUCCCUUCGAUGCAAGAUGGAGAACACACAAGCUGCAAGCAAAACUAAUCAGGUGUGGAACAUCCUUUCUUCUCCUUUUAAAAAUAUCUAUGGUGAGAUCAAUUCACAAUUAAAAGACAUGUGUGAAAUCCUGAAACUGUUUGCACAACACAAAGAUAUUAUUAGUUUGCAAACUAAAAGUGUCAUAGUUUCUCAUAGAACAUCUACAAGUCGUAUAUUCAAUGAAUCUGUCAUGGUUGGUAGAAAAGAUGACCAAGAGAAAGUAAUGAACAUGUUGCUAGCAGAAAGCAAUACUAAUAUGGGGGUAGUUGCAAUUGUAGGCAUGGGAGGUAUUGGAAAAACAACACUUGCACAACUUGUUUACAAUGAUGAAAAAGUUCAACAACACUUUGAUUGCAGAGCAUGGGCCUGUGUAUCAGAGGACUUCAAUAUCCUUAGAGUAACCAAAACUCUCCUUGAAUCAGUCACUAAAACACCAUGGGAAACCAAUAAUCUUGACUUACUUCGAGUUGAGUUACAGAAAAAUUUAAGGGACAAGAGGUUUUUUAUUGUGUUAGAUGACUUAUGUAAUGACAAAUAUUCUGAUUGGGAUGAACUUGUAUCUCCAUUGUAUAGUGGAAAAAUUGGAAGCAGAGUGAUCAUCACAACACGCAACAAAAGAGUGGCAGCUGCUGGAACCACAUUUCCUAUUUUUAAGUUAGAUCUUCUAUCAGAUGAAGAUAGUUGGUGUUUACUUUCCAAACAUGCAUUUGGAGGUGGAAACUUUUGUGAAACUACAAUCCCAAACUUUGAAGCAGUUGGCAGAGAGAUUGCAAGAAAGUGUGGAGGAUUACCAAUAGAUGUGAAAAGAGUUGGAAGACUAUUGCGUUCAAAAGUAGAUAUUGAAGAGUGGGUUGAUGUUUUGAAUAGUGACAUAUGGAACUUACCAAUGGCCUAAUAUUGAAAUGUGUGAACUCAAUGGUGAAUUAUUCUUUUAAUUAUAAAGUUCCCACUCUCUGCAAAAACUUUAUUGAUCAAGAGUUUUGCAAAUUUGUUGACUGCCAUUGAUAAUUUGAUGUUAGAACACAAAGAUGCUAUAGACAUUCUGUGUGGUUUGUUUGUUUGCUUAUGUAUGUAUGACUUUGUUAUAGAUUAAGGUUGUAUUUGUCUGUGUGGUUAGCUUUAUAUAGGCAUGUUGAUGAAUAUAAAAACUAUUUUCCUAUAAUUUAAAACAAACGGAUUCUAAAUUGUUUGUU
This is a messenger RNA of Vicia villosa (hairy vetch), 1631 nucleotides long. Its product is annotated as putative disease resistance RPP13-like protein 1. Gene Ontology annotation, molecular function: ADP binding. Lineage: Eukaryota; Viridiplantae; Streptophyta; Magnoliopsida; Fabales; Fabaceae. The transcript has a single exon. The record is from RefSeq and is a predicted model, not a curated record. The coding region runs from base 128 to 1333 and encodes 401 amino acids. Gene Ontology annotation, biological process: defense response to other organism.